AUGGUCCGCCAGAAUACCCUGUUUGCCGGGUGGAAAGUCGACUCCAACACCUCGAUGAGCUUUUCUCAGGAAUCAGCUUUGGAUUUCGUCACUGCAUUUGCUUCUGCCUUGCGCGCUUUGACAAGUGGCAGCCUCGAGUAUGCCGCUCUUAAAGAGCUGCCACUCGGUUUUCACGUCGGUGGUCAUCGCUGGGACCUGUUUAAACUAUCGUGCGGUGUUGUUUGCAAAUUUUGCUCUUGUGCCCACCGAAGAUAA
This is a messenger RNA of Soboliphyme baturini, 255 nucleotides long. Lineage: Eukaryota; Metazoa; Nematoda; Enoplea; Dioctophymatida; Soboliphymatidae. The record is from the annotation of a GenBank genome assembly.